CCUUCUAAACCCUCUCAAAAACCCUGCUAGAGCUUGACACUCUCUCCUUCUGUCUUAGGUCCGACUGUCUCAGUUUCUCCCUCUCUAACCCUACCAGAACCUUUACCUUCUUCUCUUCUCUUCGACCCUAAAGAAGCCGUCCGGGUAUCUCUCUCUCUCUCUCGCGCACACACACACACACACACACACACACACACACACACACACACAUUCAUGGCGCUCUCCAAGCCAACCUUCUUUGCCCACCUCAGAACUCUCGCCAACCCUCACCGCCACUGCCCACCGCCCUCCUUCAUUUCCCUCCGCCUCCUCUCCUUCGCCACACCAGAGGAAGCCGCCGCCGAGCGCCGCCGCCGCAAGCGCCGCCUCCGCAUCGAGCCCCCUCUAAACUCCCUCCGCCACUCCUCACCGCAGCAGCAACGCCAACCUCCCUCCGCCCCAAACCCUAAUGCCCCUAAGCUCCCUGAGCCCAUCUCCGCUCUCUCUGGCAACCGUCUCAACCUCCACAAUCGCAUCCUCCGCCUCAUCCGCGAAAACGACCUCGACGAGGCUGCCCUUCUCACCCGCCACUCUGUCUACUCCAACUGCCGCCCCACCAUCUUCACCGUUAACGCCGUCCUCACCGCCCUCCUCCGCCAGUCCCGCUACUCCGAUCUUCUCUCCCUCCACCGCUUCAUCACCCAGGCCGGCAUCGCCGCCAACGUCAUCACCCACAACCUCCUCAUUAACGCGUACUGCGAUUGCCGCAAAACCGAUACUGCUCUCGAACACUAUAAGCAAUUGAUCAAUGAUGCUCCAUUUAACCCUUCUCCUACUACUUAUCGAAUUUUGGUUAAAGGGCUUGUUGAUAACAAUAAGGUUGAUCGAGCGAUGGAGCUCAAAGAGGACAUGUUAUCUAAGGGUCUUUCGCCAGACCCCAUUGUUUACAGCUUUUUGAUGUUGGGUCACGCAAAAAAUUCAAACCCUGAUGGGGUUUUUGCAGUUUAUGAAGAACUGAAGGAGAAAUUGGGUGUUGUUUUAGAUGGCAUUGUGUACGGGAGCUUGAUGAAAGGGUACUUCUUGAGGGGAAUGGAGACGGAGGCUAUGGAAUGUUAUGAGGAGGCAGUUGGGGAGAAUUCAAAAGUUCGAAUGAGUGCAAUGGCAUUCAAUUCAGUGUUGGAUGCAUUGAGCAGGAAUGGGAAAUUUGAUGAAGCUUUGAGGUUGUUCGAACGGAUGAUGGCAGAGCACGACCCUCCGAAGCAGCUUACUGUGAAUUUGGGGAGCUUUAAUGUAAUGGCGGAUGGAUACUGUGCACAGGGGAGGUUUAGCGAGGCAAUUGAGGUUUUUAGGAGGAUGGGGGAGAAGAGGUGUAGUGCAGACACUUUGUCCUACAAUAAUUUAAUCGACCAGUUGUGUAAGAAUGGGUUGUUGGGUGAAGCAGAAGAGCUUUAUGGAGAGAUGGGUGGGAAAGGGGUUAACCCGGAUGAGUUUACAUAUGUGUUGUUGAUGGAUGCUUGCUUCAAAGAGGACCGCUCCGAUGAUGCUUCUGGGUACUUUAGAAAGAUGGUUGAAACAGGGUUGAGACCAAACUUGGCAGUGUAUAAUAAGCUGGUUGAAGGGCUGGUUAAAGUGGGUAAGAUUGACGAGGCAAAAUCUUUCUAUGAAUUGAUGGUGAAAAAGCUCAAGAUGGACACAGCAAGUUACCAGUUCAUGAUGAAGACAUUGUUUGAGGCAGGGAGGUCUGAUGAGGUGCUUCAAAUGAUUAGUGAUAUGUUGGAUGCUGAUGUGACUGAUUUUACUUCGGAACUGCAAGAGUUUGUUAAAGGGGAAUUGAGGAAGGAAGGUAGGGAGGAGGAGUUGCUAAAGCUUAUCGAGGACAAGGAAAGGGAGAAGGCUGAAGCCCGGGCUAGGGAGAUUGCAGCUGCAGAAGCAGCUAAGGCCAGUGCGAAAGCAGCUGUUGCAUCUUUAAUACCAAGUAAGUUAUUUGGGAAGAAGGAAGCAGAGACAGAGUCAGCACUUGCCAGUGGAAAUGUUAUUGAAGCUAACUCAGCUGACGAUGAAAUUCAAGUUGAGAAAGAAGGAAAUAAUGGUGAAGCUUCUCAGGUGGAGUCUAGCCCUGCAGAUGCAGGGUUGACAGAAGAAGCAACCCAAGUUUAGAAUGUGGCUGAAGUAGAAGCUAAAAGUGAUGGUGCAGCGGAGCAGGUAACGGCUUAAAUAUGUGAUUCUUUGGGGAUUAUUGAUCGGAAGGUGUAAUUUUAUGUUUCCUUUCUCCAUUGAAAUAAUUUUGAAAUGUAAACACAGUAUCAUCUGCUUCUGUGAUGAGCUUGAUGGCCUUAUAUGUAAUUAGGAAUAUUGGGAAUGAUAAUUUUUCACUCUCUGGUAUUUGGGGUUUUGAUUUAGGUGUACUCAUCGAAUGGAAUGUAUUGAACUUCACUGUAGAAUCAAGAUUUUCCAAGUA
This is a messenger RNA of Malania oleifera, 2437 nucleotides long. RefSeq names its product pentatricopeptide repeat-containing protein At3g49240, mitochondrial. The record is from RefSeq and is a predicted model, not a curated record. Gene Ontology annotation, cellular component: chloroplast. The transcript has a single exon. The coding region runs from base 214 to 2136 and encodes 640 amino acids. Gene Ontology annotation, molecular function: protein binding. Lineage: Eukaryota; Viridiplantae; Streptophyta; Magnoliopsida; Santalales; Ximeniaceae.